UUCUCCUUCUGUCCUUCCUCGCCUUUUCCGCCUCUACUUUCUCUCUCUACUUUCUCUCUCUAUAAAUCUACCCAAACCCCACUAUUCCCCAACUGAAAUUUGCAGCGAGUUUUCCAGUUACACUCUCAAAUGGAGGUGGAAGUGAUGGUACCGUCUCCGGCCGGCGACUUCAACUUCGACAGCGCGUGCACUACGCCGUACAUGAGUGCUCCCUCAAGCCCUCAGCGUUUCGGCAACUUCUUCUACAGCGCCCCCACCAGCCCCACCAGCUCCUCCACUUUUUAUCGUGAUUUCAACAACUUAUACGGCGGCGACAACGUCACCGGCGGUGAUUGUUUGUCGACAAUCCCCUUCAAUUGGGAAGAAAAGCCCGGAAUUCCCAAAACAAAAGACGCAAUCAACACAAAUGAAGACGUGGAUUUCGAAUUCGAUUUCAGUGGACAGUUGGAGAGAACUUCUCUCUCCGCCGACGAGCUCUUCGACGGCGGCAAGAUCAGACCUCUAAAACCACCGCCACGGUUACACGGACUCGGCGAUUCCCCGAGGUCGCCUCGAUCUCCUCGAUCGCCGACCGGUGCGAGAUUGUUUAGAGAAGCAUUGUCGCCGAGGCAUAAGAAGAAAGCCGAUUUUGAUCCGUUCGCGGCGGCGAUCGAGCAAACUCGUAAAAACGAAGAUCAGCCACCGGAACAACAACAACAACGUGGAAGAGAGAGGACUUUGAAUUCAUCAACUUCAAUUUCAAGACACAAAGGAACCAGAUCUCUGUCUCCUUUUAGGGUGUCGGAUAUCUUGUUCGAUCAGCAACAGGCUCCAAAUUCGAACAAUUCUUCUGCAACUACUCACACCAAAACCUCAUCCUCAUCGUCAUCUUCGUCGUCUUCAACUUCAACUUCGUCGUGGAGAGAUUAUCGGAAAUGGAGGCUGAAGGACUUUUUGCUGUUCCGAAGCGCGUCGGAGGGUCGAGCGACGAGCAAAGAUCCACUGAAGAAGUACGCAUUGUUGAAGAAGGGCGGUGUCGAAGACGACGUCAAGAAUUCGAGCUUCCGGUCGACGGAUAGUGUGGGCUCUGUGUCGAGCAGGAGGAGAGGACCGGUUUCGGCUCACGAGUUCCAUUACAAGGUGAACCGGGCGGUGUCGGAGGAGAUGAGGAAGAAGACCUUCUUGCCUUACAAGCAAGGACUGUUGGGUUGCUUGGGGUUCAAUCCCACCGUUCAUGAGAUCUCCAAGGGACUUGGUUCUGUUACACGUGGAUGAUUCAGAUUCCUCGAUCUGAAUUUUUUGUGGGACCCUCCCAGUUCACUUGUUUUUUAAUCAACCGUUCGAUAUAGCGGGCCAAUGCCUAGCAACGUGAGCAAUUGCCAUGUGGUGGUGCUAAUCAUUACCAUUGAUUGAUGCACCGAAUUUUUUGAAGAUUUUAAUUCCCAAUGUAUAUUGUGCUUGUUUCAGUUCAUUUGAAAGAAAUUUCAUCACCAAAAAUUUCACAAAAUCAUAAAUAUUUUAGGGGAAUUUAGUGUUUGUUUAGGGGUUGAUAUGAAAUAAAAGAGACUAAUAAUGGACUGUGUUAGUAUAUCUAACUUUUCAUUU
Molecule: messenger RNA, 1584 nt
Organism: Cornus florida
Lineage: Eukaryota; Viridiplantae; Streptophyta; Magnoliopsida; Cornales; Cornaceae
Exons: 1
Coding region: 130-1254 (374 amino acids)
Source: RefSeq, a predicted model, not a curated record